Molecule: messenger RNA, 2220 nt
Organism: Orbilia oligospora ATCC 24927
Lineage: Eukaryota; Fungi; Ascomycota; Orbiliomycetes; Orbiliales; Orbiliaceae
Exons: 5
Coding region: 1-2220 (739 amino acids)
Source: RefSeq, a predicted model, not a curated record
AUGUCCUCAUUCAACUGGCAGAAACCGGAUGGCCACUGUACAUCUAUGAAGUACGCCGACCAGUCUGUCGGUUUUGUGGAACCAGCUGCGUUCGUCACUCCGCAGCAUUGGCAAUAUGGAGAAGAUGUAAAAGAGGGGAUUCUAGAGAGCAUAAAUGGCUUCGGUCAUAUCGCGCCGGUAGUCCACGGUUCCGAGGAAGAAGAGGGGCUAGGACACGAUACCUUUGGCGACGGUGAAUACGGUGAAAUCGAGAUCACGAUCAAGUUCCGAGGGAGGACAGGGUCUUCUACGACAAGUAGGAAGCUGCGGUUAACAUCAAACCCAAACUCAAGUAUUCCGACCGUGCUGAAGUUAGAACAACCGACGGACGAUUUCCCACAGUGUCAUAGGAUAUACUCGGCUAGGGAAAAUAGGGGUGUUUGCAUUGUGGAUGUGGAUACUGGUUGUGCAUGCAACGAAUUUUCACCAUCAAUACUUCGAGAAUUACUACAGCAAACAAUAACUCCGACUGGACUUUCCAUCGAUCCAUCUUUCGAUCAUAGAUUCGAUUAUGCAGUAUCCGACUUCCCGUCUGACGAGAAUAUCAUCCGGGAAUCCAGAAAGGCUUCUAUCUCUUCAGGAAAGAAAAGACUAUUGAGCAAUGCUUCGGAGGACCACUCGCAGAUACUCCAACCCAAUAAGAAGAAUCCACGAUUAGCAGCGCCUAUCGAAGGUACCGAUGAAAACGAUGGCGAGGAUAAUGGGGAACGACAUACUUGUCCGUACUUUAAAAUGUACCCGGAGAAACAUCUGGAGUGCGGAACAAAGGAUCUUGCUCAGCGACCGAAAAUAAAGUCACACAUAAUUAAAGAUCAUCUGAAAAAGACUAACACACCUAUACCGCCGGAGAUCAAGAGCCAGAAAUGUGAGCCUUGGGAUCGGUGGUGCAAAUGGAUCGUACAGAACUCUUCCAAAUCUGACCGUCCAGUUCCGAAUUCGACACCGGACUUUUACCCCAUUCUCAACUAUAUUGUCGCCGCUGCUAGCGAGAUCCCUAGUGACGGGCUAACCUGCUUCUCCAGUGUGAUACUGAGGUUAUUUAAGGCUGUCCAAACUAGCCCCAACGACUGGGUUUCGUUUAUAACAGGGCUGGAGGAACUGGAACGAUCCCUCAAUGUCACAAGUCCGAUCCUGGGCGCUAUAGCUCCUCGUCGAACAAACCCGGCUCCAAAGGAGGAGGAUGACGACGAAAAGCUAGCCAUCACCCUUGAGGCCGAUGAACCAACUUCCAAUUGCGAUGUCGACGAUCUAAAUCUCAAACUUGACACCUCUUUACCUUCCAACUGUAGUGACCUGUCACUCACACAUUAUCCAACAUCGGCCACUUCAACAACCGCCGACUCGCUACCUCACCCAUCUUCCGCUUAUACAUUAGCACAGCAUCAUCCAACAGCAUUCUCAAACAUACCUGAGCAUACAACCAUGGCAAUUGAUGAUUUCGCGAACUCGAACCCUCACAUAUACUCUAAUUCGGAUCUCGAUUCGCUCUCAAUGUAUUUUAAUUUUGGAAUGGCUGAUGCCAACCUCCAAGAUCCAUCUCCGGCUCUUGUUCAAGAAUUUUACGAACAUCAAGCUCCGCCGCCUCCGCCGCCGCAACCUCAACAGGAGACUGUUGAGCCUCCUCCCAUGGAUCAUUUGCCGAUCCCACCAGGCAUAGGAACCAACUCGAAGAGCCUAGUACGCGCGGCCGCACCACCCCGUGUGCGGAAGAGGAAGCACGCGGCUCCUCGACCUCAUCGUCCAGAAGGAGCGUUCCUGGGCGGUAGUGGCCCUGCACCGCAUACCCACUCGGUCAAGGUCUCUUCGCCAAGUCGAGUAGAAAUAUACGAAUUUGAAGGACAGUUUUCGGUUUCAAACUUUUUGGAAUGGUUACAGAGCAAAUUCGAUUGGCAAUUCGGUGCUUCGGAUGGAAGAAAGCUCCACUGCAGGGACGUGCGGGAGGAUAUUGUCAUUGACGCCACCGAUGCGAUCGUAGCUCAUCUCGGGUCUUGGGCAACCAAGGGCGUUUUUGUACAAAUGCCCGAGUUCUGGCUCCAUACUGACUCCCCGCGUACACUUGGUAUGGAUAAAUAUUCUAUGUUUACACCCGCUCUCGUCGAGAGGAUCCAGGACGGCGGUUUCGAGAUGGAAAACAUGUCGCUUCUACUCAAUACACGCCCAGGAAGCAGCAGUUACCGCUAA